This is a messenger RNA of Eucalyptus grandis, 2343 nucleotides long. RefSeq names its product subtilisin-like protease SBT4.14. Gene Ontology annotation, biological process: proteolysis. Lineage: Eukaryota; Viridiplantae; Streptophyta; Magnoliopsida; Myrtales; Myrtaceae. Bases 5 to 2278 code for a protein of 757 amino acids. The record is from RefSeq and is a predicted model, not a curated record. The transcript has 10 exons. Gene Ontology annotation, molecular function: serine-type endopeptidase activity.
AGAGAUGACAAGAGGAAAGGCUGGUGUCUGGUUUCUUCUCUGCUCUUUCGUUUCUCUUCAAAUUUUGAGAGGCUCUGCGGCUGCAGCUGAUGGCAACAAAAAUAAGGAGUUUUACAUCGUUUACUUGGGAGAUAGUCACGAAAAUGAAGAUCUUGCAGCUCAGUCACACCUGCAACUCCUUUCAUCUCUCAAGGGAAGUGACAAUGAGGCAAAAGAGUCGUUGGUCUACAGCUACACCAAAAGCUUCAACGCUUUCGCUGCCAAGCUAUCCCAAUAUGAGGCUGAAGAGUUAUCAAGCCUAGAAGAGGUGGUCUCUGUCUUCCCCAACCGAUACCACGAGCUCCACACGACCAAAUCGUGGGACUUCAUCGGGUUUCCUCAGACGGCGAGAAGGAACCCGAAGACGGAGAGCGACAUCGUCGUGGCCCUGUUCGACACAGGGAUCACGCCUCAAUCUGAGAGCUUUGCUGAUAAAGGGUUUGGUCCUCCACCGCCCAAAUGGAAAGGAAGUUGUGGUCACUAUGCUAAUUUUUCAGGAUGCAACAACAAACUUAUAGGAGCCAAGUACUUCAAGCUCGACGGCACGCGCAACCCGAGCGACAUCCUAUCUCCGGUCGACGUGCAAGGCCACGGGACCCAUACCUCGUCCACCCUGGCUGGCAACCUCGUGCCUAACGCAAACCUCUUCGGCCUUGCCGGCGGGGCUGCACGGGGCGCGGUGCCGUGGGCUCGGGUGGCCAUGUACAAGGUGUGCUGGGUCGGCGAGGGCUGCUCGGACAUGGACUUGCUUGCAGCGUUCGACGCGGCCAUUCACGAUGGCGUCGACGUCAUCUCCAUCUCCAUCGGCGGCACGAUGCCCAACUACACCGAGGACAGCAUAGCCAUCGGCGCGUUCCAUGCCAUGAGGAGAGGGAUCCUGACCGUGACUUCUGCCGGGAACGACGGGCCAAGCUUGGCCAGCGUUGCAAACCACGCGCCGUGGCUCGUUACGGUGGCGGCCAGUGGCAUCGACAGGCAGUUCCGGAGCAAAGUCCAGCUGGGGGAUGGGAGGACCCUUUGGGGAGUGGGAGUGAACACGUUCGAUCCGAAGGAGAAGCUCUACCCGCUGGUGAGCGGGGCGGACGCGGGGGCGAACUCGAGCAAAUGGAGCGCGAGUUACUGCAUGGACAACUCGCUGGAUCGGGUCAAGGUGAAAGGGAAGCUCGUGUACUGCAAGUUUUCGAUGCCGGGUGGCGACUCUGUCGUCAAAGGGAGCGGAGGGAUCGGCGCCAUCAUCGAGAGCCUGCAGUUCCUCGACACUGCGCGGAUAUUCAUGGCCCCGUCAACCAUGGUGAACGGUACUCUCGGCGAGGCGAUCGACAAGUACAUUCACUCUACCAGAUCUCCAUCAGCAGUAAUACACAGAACAGAGGAAGUGAAAAUACCGGCCCCAUUCGUCGCGUCAUUCUCUUCUCGGGGUCCAAAUCCGGGGUCUCAGCACAUUCUCAAGCCUGAUAUUGCAGCACCGGGGAUCAACAUAUUGGCAUCGUUCACGCCGAUGAGGUCGCUGACCGGGCUGAUAGGCGACACCCAGUACUCGAAGUUCAACCUAAUGUCCGGGACAUCCAUGGCAUGCCCUCAUGUCGCCGGCAUAGCCGCUUAUGUCAAGUCUUUCCACCCGUCUUGGACUCCUGCUGCUAUCAAAUCUGCCAUCAUGACCACAGCGAAACCGAUGAGCCGGAGGACGAACCCCGACGGCGAGUUUGCAUACGGCGCCGGCCAGCUCAACCCAACCCGAGCCCUCAACCCGGGCUUAGUGUACGACAUGGGGGAGAUGUCCUAUAUUCAGUUCCUCUGCAGCGAGGGCUAUCCCGGGUCCUCAUUGCGGGUCCUGCUCGGCCCGGACCAGGCUGUGAACUGCUCCUCGUUGGUUCCCGGAGUCGGAUACGAUUCGCUCAACUACCCCACUAUGCAGCUCACGCUAAGAAACGCCCGAGAACGGACGGUCGGAGUCUUUGUAAGGACGGUCACGAACGUCGGUCCCGCUCGGUCCGUAUACAACGCCACGGUCAGAGCUCCAAAGGGCGUGAAGAUCGCCGUCAAGCCCAUGAGCCUGUCCUUCACUCGUGCGAUGCAGAAGAGAAGCUUCAAGGUCAUCGUGGAGGCGGAGCCGACGCUGGAGAACCAGGUCGUGUCCGGUUCGCUCGCGUGGAAAGGCUUGCAUCGCGUCGUGAGGAGUCCGAUCGUGAUUAACGGCAUCCGGUUCGAUGGCGAACCGGAUCGACUCGGGAUGGACUGAAAAACGGAAAAUCGGAGGCGUGUGGAGAAGAAGAUACAGGAAAGGAAAGGAAAUUAUGGAUAUGG